Lodderomyces theae is the source of this 2280-nucleotide messenger RNA. RefSeq lists its product as uncharacterized. The transcript has a single exon. NCBI's taxonomy places the organism in Eukaryota, Fungi, Ascomycota, Pichiomycetes, Serinales, Debaryomycetaceae. Gene Ontology annotation, biological process: mRNA splice site recognition. Gene Ontology annotation, cellular component: cytosol. The coding region runs from base 1 to 2280 and encodes 759 amino acids. Gene Ontology annotation, molecular function: mRNA binding. The record is from RefSeq and is a predicted model, not a curated record.
AUGGCGCCUACUUCCCCAACACAAGAUGGUUAUCAGGCUGCAGCUGAUGCAAAUACUGGCGGUGAUCCGCAAUCGAUAAAUUACACGACCGCGCCUCCCAUGACACAAGAUGAAUCAUUCAACCACAUCAGCAACAGCAACAGCAACAGCAGCAGCAACAGCAAUAACAGCAGUGCCGGCACAACCAAAACUACAAUGGACCCGCAUACUGUAUCAAGCACGGCCAGCCACCAACACCAACAAGAACAAGAACUACUCUCUGAGUACACUGUGCCAAACCCACCUGUAUCCACCCAACAAUCAAAUGCGGUAGCAACCGAACAUCAAGACCUGAUAGAUGAGGACGCCAACUCAGACAAACCUAGGACAUUAUGGAUGGGUGACUUGGACUCCUGGUUAGACGAACAGCAAAUAACCGAUCUCUGGUGGAACUUGUUGAAGAAGAAAGUUGUUGUAAAGAUUAUCAAGCCAAAGACAUUGAAACUUGAUCCGCAAUUGCAAGGGUUGACCAACUCCGGUUACUGUUUUGUUGAGUUUGAAAGUUUUGAAGACGCACAGGAAGCUUUGGGGUUGAAUGGACAAUUGUUACCGGACGUGGCAAUGCCUUCGCAACAACUAUAUCCCAACAACCCUGAUAAUCAAAAGAAAUACUUCCGGUUGAAUUGGGCUAGUGGGGCAACCUUAAGUGCUCCCAUUGUUCAAAUGCCGGAAUAUUCCUUAUUUGUUGGUGAUUUAUCAGCAUCUACAACCGAAGCCCACUUGUUGGCAUUUUUCCAAAAAAAGUUUCCAAAUUCAAUAAAAACCGUUAGAGUUAUGACCGAUCCGGUAUCGGGAAAAUCAAGAUGUUUUGGGUUUGUUAGGUUUACUGAGGAGCUGGAGAGACAAAGAGCUUUGAGUGAAAUGAAUGGAGUUUGGUUUGCUGGAAGACCAUUACGGGUUGCACUUGCUACGCCUAGAAGUGGCAAUUAUCGCAAGUUCAAUAAUAGAGCAGGCAACAACAGCAGCAACAGAAAUAACAACAACGGCAACCAUUACAACCACAGCAGUAGCAGUUAUGAUAACAAUGAUCCGUUUGUGGGUAACGCAUAUUAUAGUCCCGAUCCAGCCACUGCGGCAGCAGCAGCAGCAGCAGCAGCAGCAUCAACAGCACAUAUACCACCCGAGAUGAUGUUUAUUCCUCCGGGAGCGCCCGCGCCCCAAACCCAAUUAGGUGGGAGCCCCUUGUUUGGAUACUAUAACCCAAUGGGGAAUGAUAGAGCAGGCGGUGCUUUCCAGUUACCACAAGAACUCGAUGGCAGCUUCUUGUUACGUGAUCUGCAACAUGAAGGGCAGCCAUAUAUGUCCCAAUCAUUUCAAGUUCCACCACAGCAAGCUCAGAUGCCUCCGCAGUUGCAACUGCCUCAAUAUUCUGAUCCAAACAACACAACUGUAUUUGUUGGGGGAUUAUCUUCAGAGGUUACUGAGGCAACCCUAUUUACAUUGUUUAAACCGUUUGGGGUCAUUCAACAAAUCAAGAUUCCACCGGGCAAAAACUGUGGAUUUGUCAAAUACUCAACUAGAGAGGAGGCAGAGAGGACAAUUGCCGCAAUGCAAGGAUUCAUAAUAGGCGGCAACAGAGUGAGGUUGAGUUGGGGAAGAGUAUCAAUGAAUAAUAAAAAGUAUCAAAGACAACAACAGCAAGUGGCACAAGCUGCCCAAAUGCAAGUAGCAGCGGCAUUGUCUAUGGGCAUGGACCCAGCUUCUGCCAUUGCAGCAGCGGCAGCAGCUACUGCAGGCGGGUUCCCCCCUCCACCUCCACCUCCACCACCUCCUCAUCCUUCAGUUAUGUCACAACAACACCCUCACCAAGUUCCGCCACAUAUCCUUGGUCCUGGUGGCCCUCAAAUAAGUAUACCCCCACCACCACAAGCGGGAGUGGCAGGAGCGGGAGUAGGAGUAGGAGUAGGAGCAUCAGCGGUUCAAUCUAUGGGUUUCCCUCCGCAUCAGUAUCAACAAUAUGACAAUCAUGCCCCGCCGCAGUCAUCUGAAGAAGGUGAGUCUAUAGACACAUCAAGCACCCGAGCAGGUGUAGGGACAGGUGAAAGUGAGCCAUCAUAUACGAGUACACCUGUGAAAGAAGGCAACAACAAAGACAUCGAUGCUGGUAGUCGGCGUGGUCAAGCAACUGAUAAAUCUUUUCAACUUGGACAGAAAGAUGAAGAGAAUUUGAUAGACUCGAUGAAAAAGAUGGAUUUGGGUAAUGAAAGUGGGUCUAAAGGUUUCAAUGACUCGCGCUCCUAG